Chiloscyllium plagiosum (whitespotted bambooshark) is the source of this 2467-nucleotide messenger RNA. Lineage: Eukaryota; Metazoa; Chordata; Chondrichthyes; Orectolobiformes; Hemiscylliidae. The record is from RefSeq and is a predicted model, not a curated record.
AUGACCUCCUCGGGUUUCUCACCCUUCGACCCCCCCCCUCCCCCCCCCUUGGCCCAUCUCACGUCUCCCUCCCCCUCCCUGCAGAUCCGGCGUGCCCUUCAGCAGCUGCUGUUCCCCAGGAAGGCCUUCCAUUGGGUCCGGCACACUGGCAUAGCCGUUGUGCUCCUCAUCUGUGUCAACCUACUGGUCAUCUUCGUCCCCAAUAUCCGAGACAUCUUCGGUGUUAUUGGUGCCACUACCGCUCCGAGCCUGAUCUUUAUACUGCCCGGAAUGUUCUAUGUCCGCAUUGUACCCAACGAUAGAGAACCUUUGAAAUCAAGGCCAAAGAUCCAGGCUGCUAGCUUUGCCGCGAUCGGACUGAUCUUCAUGGUGAUGAGUUUAAGCUUCAUCUUUAGGGAAUGGACAAGCGGCAAUGGGGGGAGCGGUGUCGGUGGGCACUAGUCCAGCACCCUCCACAGGCAGUGCAUCACUCCCAGUCCAUUCACCCAACUCCCUUGGCCCCAUCUAUGUCUUUCCCACAUCUUCCCCCUUCCCCUCACCUCUUUGGUUCAUGCUGGCAAGUGAGUGGUGAACGCAUCCAGGAGGAGGAAUCUUUCCGUCUGAUACGUGUCAACAUUGCCCUCCCCCCCCUCCAAACCCCAUCAUCACUCCCCACGGGCCCCCUCUCUGUCCGGGAGCAGUCCAUGCCUUCCUCCUCAGGCGGAUGGUCAAUUGUAAGGAUAAACCCCCCUCAUCGAGUGGCGCAUUCAGCGAAGGAAAUCUACCCGUCUUACCCCGUCCUGGACCUACACAUGACUCCGGGCGCCGCUGCCGGGCAGUGGUUCACUCCUAACUUCGUUGGACAAAUCACCGACCCGGCCCGUGGUGGACCCUUGUUGUUAGAGGUCGCGAUUGCGUUCGGAGGGCCUUGCCUGCGAUUGGAUUUCCUGCCCCCCCCCGCCACUCCGCCUAGUAAUUCACGGAACCCUGGGUGAAAUCACAUCGGAAGCUUUUCAUUCAGGGGCACCCUCUGCGAGGCUGGGGGAGCUCCAGGAUUCUGACUCGGUGGCAUCGGAGCAACAGCCGGUAGCAUUCCAAGCUGGGACGUGGAACAGGAGUUUGGUGGUUCCACUCCCCGCAUCUGCCGUCCUUCUAGGGCUGGUGGGCCUGGAAAAUCUUGGUAGUGGACGAAGGGAGUUUUGGAGCUCAUUCCCAAUCAAGUCCGUCCGUGCGUCCGGUACUGCAGCGGGUGAGGUGCGCUCGACUGUUUACUUCUGACCCCCCGACUCCCUAGCUAAGCUGGGAGGGAGUCGGUACAGCGAUUCCUCAGCCCUCCUAGCUGUGUGGGGGUGGGGGUAAUGCGUGGAAAAUUUCCCCCUUCCUGAAGGCCAUUAGGACCAGAUUCCGUACACAAUGCACAUCUUGUCAGCGUCUGGAGAGAGGGAGAGGCGAGACCCGUUUCCUCCCGGUGACGCCCACAAGAAUGGGUGCCCGCUUCCAGGAUGGUUAGAAAUACAAUGGCAGCUGGAGGAGAUCAAUUCUGUGCUGCUUUCGGAGGGAUAGUUGCUGCAAUGGUUUCAGAGACGGUGAAGUAGCUAAGCACUUGGGUUUUACUGAGGUCCAAUCGCGGCUGCGUCGCACCUCCGUGCCUCUGUACUUUCACCCUUCUCUCACCCUCUGCCACCUUCCUCCCGAAAGCUUGCCUUCCAGGCCGGUCGUGUCAAUUGCCAGUCCGAAACGGCGCGGGUCAGCUCAGUGGGGUCCCUUCCAGACACGCACAAUAGGAUUUAGAGUAGGCCACUCGGCCCCCCAGGUCUGCUCUGCCAUGCUAUACAAUCAUGGCUUAUCCUGCAACUCAGUCCCCUGCUUUCUCCCACCACCCCCACCCCCUCCUUUGAUCCCUUUAGCCCCCAGAGCUAAAUCUGAAUCCUUCUCAACAUUUAGUCCCCGACCACUCUCUGUGACAGAGAAUUCCCCAGACUCCCAAACACGCUGAGUGAAGAAAUGUCUCCUUCACUUCUGUGCUACAUCACUUAAACCGUGAAUAGCAACAGAAUUGUAAAAACGGUGCUGGGAUAUUAUCAUGCAAGUUUACCUUGCUGAAUAUUUUUUAUUUAGGAGUACGUUAAAAAUAUUGACGUAAUUAUUUGCCAUGUGACUAAAUGAAAGCAAGUGUACCCUCCAUGUCUUUAAUGCAGGCUUGUGGAAUCACACAGGACAGCAGAGGCCCUUUGAGGUUGACCACUUUAAAGACACUACCACCUACACUAGUCCCAUGUUCCCUCACUCGGGCCCUCAGCUUUCAAUGUUAUGACAGCUAUGCGUAGCAUUAUUUUAGAGAUUCCUAACAUUUGCUGAAAUCACGGUACCUUUCGAUGCUUGGUGCUGAUUAGAUUAGGUUCCCUACAGCAUGGAAACAGGCCCUUCGGCCCAACAAGUCCCUCCAAAGAGUGACCCACUCCCCUACCCUAUAUUUACCCCUGACUAA